AUGAGCCUAAUUCCUGCUCUGGAGCUCUCGUCGCUGCCUGAGAAGGGUAGAGUUCUCGAUAUGUUGUUUGAACCGUGUGAUGUGCUUCGAGAAUUCCUUAUCUCUGCGCUCUUAAGCCAUAAUGAAAAAUACGAUUCUUAUGACCAAUUUAUAGAAACAGCCAGGAAACUGUUACUAGAUUUUCUUUUAAGCGCUGAACUCGAAGCGUCAUCAGGAAAGCCAUUGGACCCUCGGAUUUCCAAGAUUAUUGCUGCACACCCUCGUCUUGGAGCUCCCAAACCAUCGCAACCAGGAGAGAAACUUUCCGAGCAUUCAGCAGCAGAACAAAAGUCUCUAGCAGAUGCAGCCGAACAGUUGGGAUACUGGAACGAAAAGUACGAAGAAACGUUUCCUGGUCUUCGCUACGUGGUGUUUGUCAAUGGAAGAUCUCGCGAUGUGAUAAUGAAAAAUAUGAAAGUAAGAAUAGAAAGAGGAGACAUUAAGAAAGAGAGAGUGGAGGCAUUCAAUGCUAUGUGUGAUAUUGCCCAUGACAGGGCACUGAAGGCCAAGUUGUGA
This is a messenger RNA of Meyerozyma guilliermondii ATCC 6260, 555 nucleotides long. RefSeq lists its product as uncharacterized. The record is from RefSeq and is a predicted model, not a curated record. The transcript has a single exon. Lineage: Eukaryota; Fungi; Ascomycota; Pichiomycetes; Serinales; Debaryomycetaceae. The coding region runs from base 1 to 555 and encodes 184 amino acids.